Molecule: messenger RNA, 2201 nt
Organism: Bolinopsis microptera
Lineage: Eukaryota; Metazoa; Ctenophora; Tentaculata; Lobata; Bolinopsidae
Product: cyclin-dependent kinase 18-like
Exons: 13
Coding region: 51-1694 (547 amino acids)
Biological process (GO): protein phosphorylation
Cellular component (GO): nucleus; cytoplasm
Molecular function (GO): ATP binding; cyclin-dependent protein serine/threonine kinase activity
Source: RefSeq, a predicted model, not a curated record
AAAUAAUUUGAGCAUAAUGUAAACAACUGUUAAGUAUCAUUUUACUUAACAUGAAGAAAAUAAAACGACAUCUGUCGUUCACAUUGCGUCAAAGAGAACAGGACGAUGUGUUGGUGAAAAAAGACAAUAUUAGUCCACUUUUCAGCAAGAAAACUCACAGCAAACAUGAUUUCAGCAACCAGUUGCUCAUUCAAGAAAAUGAUGAAAACUUCUAUUUUCCCGUAACAAAAGACAACAAGAAUGCAAAAAGCUAUGACAAUCACAAGUUUUCUCUCUCCCCAAACUUUGCAUCAUUUAUACGCAGAACAUCGUCAAACUCACGACUUCUGUCUCCUCCGGCAAACAAAAAUGUUACAAAACCAAACAGAUCAAACUCAAAAAAGAGCUCAGAAAGUGAGCAAAGUGCAGAAAAGUCAGACUAUACGAAUCCAGGAUACAAGGAAGAAUCAAGCAAACCCAGAUCUAACUCUGCAAACGGAAAUCUGGACUUUAGAGUGAACCAAAUGCCCAACCCGGGUGCUUGCCAACUCAAGAAGUCCAGCUCCGUGAAAUACCCUGACAGCAGGAAACGUCCCACCACCCUCCAACGGAGCUUGUCAGUUGGAGCCGCGCAGCGGAAACACGGCCACGGCCACAACCUUGCUAACCUUAUCACUAACGGGUUCGGGUUGAUAGAGUCGUACACGAAGCUGGAGAAGUUAGGAGAAGGAACGUACGCGCACGUGUACAAAGGGAGGAGUAAUAUAACGGGGCUGCUGGUAGCGCUGAAGGAGACAAGUCUGGAGCAUGAGGAGGGGGUGCCCUGUACUGCUAUCAGAGAAGUUUCGUUGUUAAAGGGAUUGAAGCACGCAAACAUCGUUACUCUACACGAUAUAGUAGCACUUCCUAAAUCAAUUACCCUCAUAUUUGAAUACGUUGAGAGAGAUUUGAAACAGUACAUGGAUGCCUGUCACGGUAACAUCUGUAUACACAAUAUUAAGCUAUUCACAUACCAGCUACUGCGUGGUCUUGAUUUCUGUCACAGUCGGAAGGUUCUUCACAGAGAUCUCAAGCCCCAGAACCUGUUGAUAAGUGAGCGGGGUGACGUGAAGCUGGCUGAUUUUGGACUGGCGCGCGCUAAAAGCGUCCCCACUAAAACCUACUCACACGAAGUAUGCACAAUGUGGUACAGACCUCCUGACGUACUCCUUGGGAGCACCGAGUACAGCACGCCCAUAGAUAUGUGGGGUGUUGGCUGCAUUUUAUCUGAAAUGUGUUCCGGUAAAGCUUUGUUCCCUGGCUCCACCGUCGACGAAGAAUUAUAUCUGAUCUUUAAGACCAAAGGGCUUCCUACAGAUUCAACGUGGCCUGGAGUCCACAAAAUACCUGAUUUCAUCGCUGGCGACUGGCCAAAAAGUGAAGGCGACCCAAUCGAGAAACUUGGACCUAGGCUUUGUAAAGAUGGCGUUAAUAUGCUUGAUAGGCUACUGAAGUACCCACCAAGAUGGAGGAUAUCCGCGGGAGAAGCAAUGAAUCAUCCCUGGUUCUCCACCCUCCCCUCUAAUAUUCACUCUGCCCCUCACAAUAUUUCUAUCUUCAACUUCUGUGAUGUUGUUUUACAGUCAGACAGUCUGCUCCCUAGCCCCUUCGAGAGAAGCAGAGGCAGCGUCCGUGAGAAAAAAGGAAAGAAAUCCAAAAACACGACCACUGUCUGAAGAGAUUUCCUGAGUCACUUGAAGUUCCAGCUCAGCAGAGGAAAAGAAUUCCGCUCUUCUCGAGAAAUGAAAUCGGAAGAAAUUAUACGGAAAAUAGUGUCACGCAACAAAUUUGUCCGAAAGUGACCAUGUUACAUAGAAAAGAGAUGAUUGAUUCGUUUACAGUUGUAAAAACGUCUGUAUAGACAUAAGACAAGUUUAUUGAAAAAUUUGUUUUUUAGUUUCCAUAAUAAACGUUGAUUGACUGAGUAAGUUUUGUUGUUUUAAAAUAGUCCGUAUCAAUCGAUAUUGGAUAGGGUUGAUUUUUACCAUUUUACAAAAUCGUUCAUUGUUUAAGCGAAUUUUAUGAGGCAAUUAGUUUUCAUCAAAAUGCCAGUGCGAUCUUUUAAAAUAUCCCCAAUUAUAGAUUCUGAAGAAACUGAACGCUACAAUUUUUAUUGGGAUCUUCGUUGUGUUAGAUUUGAUAUAGACAUUAAUUUACAAUACUAAUUAUGUUACAGUUAGACA